GAAAAAAAUUGAUCAGGUAAGGUUGAGCAUACGGUAGCCGCGUGAACCUCAUCAAACUCGUCAACGUCUUCCUUCCAAUUCCCAUUGAAGCUUCAAACUUCAACUCUCUCAAUACGUCUACUUUAUCUGAUUUCUCUCCCUAGAUCCCCCAUACAAAUCUCUCUCUCUCUCUCUCUCUCUCUCUAGAGCUACCAAAUUCAGAUCCAAUCUAGGUUUCAAAACCCCUCACAAACCCCUAGGGUUUAACUAGUGCAAACCAAUUCAACACAGUUUUUGUUGUUUUUUGAUUUUGGGAGAUGGAUUUGAAGACGACGCCGGUGAGAUUCGCGCUGGGGAAGCAAUCGUCGAUGGCGCCAAUCCGCGGGGGCGAUGAGGAUGAGAACGGCGGCGAAGAGUUGGUGGAGGAGAGGGAGAUUGAUCCGAGGGUGGGAUUGAUGUAUUUGGCGAAUGAGGGUGAUUUGGAAGGGAUCAAAGAGCUAUUGGAUUCUGGCACUGAUGUCAAUUUCAGAGAUAUCGAUGAUCGGACAGCUCUGCACAUCGCUUCGUGCCAAGGGUUUAGUGAUGUUGUUGACUUCUUGCUCAAGAAUGGUGCCAAGGUUGACCCCAAAGAUCGCUGGGGAAGCACGCCUCUUGCAGAUGCAAUACAUUAUAAAAAUCAUGAUGUGAUCAAACUUUUGGAGAAACAUGGUGCAAAGCCUCUGAUGGCGCCCAUGCACGUCAAAAAUGCCCGGCAAGUCCCAGAGUAUGAAAUUAAUCCAAGGGAGCUCGAUUUUACAAAUAGUGUUGAUAUUACUAAGGGAACCUUCUGUGUAGCAUCAUGGCAAGGAAUAAAAGUUGCUGUGAAAAAACUUGGGGAGGAAGUGACUGCUGAUGAGGAUAAAGUGAGGGCUUUCAGAGAUGAGCUUGAAUUGCUUCAGAAGAUAAGACAUCCAAAUGUAGUCCAAUUUCUGGGUGCUGUAACACAAAGUACUCCAAUGAUGAUUGUGACAGAAUAUUUACCCAAGGGUGAUCUUUGUGAUUUCUUAAAGAGAAAAGGAGCCCUAAAACCUACAACAGCAGUGAUAUUUGCUCUUGAUAUUGCAAGGGGGAUGAAUUACUUGCAUGAGAAUAGACCUGGAGCAAUAAUUCACCGUGAUCUUGAACCUUCAAAUAUAUUGCGAGAUGAUUCUGGGCAUCUGAAAGUUGCGGACUUUGGAGUUAGCAAGCUGUUAAAAGUAACCAGCAGAGUCAAAGAAGAUAGGCCUUUGACCUAUCAUGACACUUCUUGCCGAUAUGUGGCUCCAGAGGUUUUCAGAAAUGAUGAGUAUGACACCAAAGUGGAUGUAUUUUCAUUUGCUCUGAUUUUACAGGAGAUGAUUGAAGGCUGCCCCCCAUUUUCUGCAAAGCAAGAAAAUGAAGUUCCUAAAGCAUAUUGUACAAAAAAGCGCCCUCCGUUUAGAGCUCCAAUUAAGCGUUAUUCCCAUGGACUUAAAGAGUUGAUUGAGGAGUGCUGGAGUGAGGAACCAGCCAAGAGACCAACAUUCAGGCAAAUAAUUGCUAGGUUGGAGAAAAUCUAUAGCAGUAUUGGUCACAAGAGGCAUUGGAAGGUCAGAACCUUGAAAUGCUUUCAGAAUCUGGAGGCCAUGUGGAAGAAAGAUUCUCGUAGACUGAGUAAAAGAAGCCAUUCAUCUCGUUCUACUAGCAUCACAUAAAGAGAUGGGAUUUAUGUUUCCUUUUACCUCGCAAGUGUGCAGUAAGUUUUAAUCUUUUAGCUUCAGGAAAAAAAAAAAAAUUGUUUUUGUAAUUUUAAGUUAGAUUUUUUUUUUCCCCUCCCAGAUUUGUCAACUCUUUGCAAAUAAAAAUUGGUAUAGCAUUCUAUUGCUUGAAAUAUAGAUUGGUUAUAGACUCUCAAUGUAAUCAUACUGUUCAGUUCUAUACAAUGUUUGUUCAGUUCAUGAUUACAUGUGAGAUUCACUGCCAUUUGUGUUUAGUAAAAAAAAAUGUCUUCUGAGAAA
Messenger RNA from Camellia sinensis, 1994 nucleotides. Its product is annotated as serine/threonine-protein kinase 12. Gene Ontology annotation, biological process: protein phosphorylation. The record is from RefSeq and is a predicted model, not a curated record. Lineage: Eukaryota; Viridiplantae; Streptophyta; Magnoliopsida; Ericales; Theaceae. Gene Ontology annotation, molecular function: protein binding; ATP binding; protein serine/threonine kinase activity.